AUGCAGACUGUCAAUAAAAGAUUGGACCCCAAGAAGACGCUAGAGACGAUGCAUGACUUCCAGAAAGAGAACUUAAAAACAGGAAUGACGGAGGACACGAUCAACGAUACGCUGGAUGAGAUUUGUGAUGAAUCGGGCGAUGAGGAAGAAUGCCAGGACAUCAUGAACCAGGUGCUGGAUGAGAUCGGCAUAGAGAUCUCAGGAAAGAUGGUAAGAGCCCCCUCAGCAGGAAAGAUCCUCCCUGGCGCCCCACCAGCGAAGUACGUUACAGAAAACUGUUUUCCUUUGCAGUGA
Messenger RNA from Carassius carassius (crucian carp), 294 nucleotides. Its product is annotated as charged multivesicular body protein 2b-A-like. Gene Ontology annotation, cellular component: multivesicular body; ESCRT III complex. Lineage: Eukaryota; Metazoa; Chordata; Actinopteri; Cypriniformes; Cyprinidae. The record is from RefSeq and is a predicted model, not a curated record. The transcript is spliced from 3 exons. Bases 1 to 294 code for a protein of 97 amino acids. Gene Ontology annotation, biological process: late endosome to vacuole transport; protein transport; endosome transport via multivesicular body sorting pathway.